AUGCGACGUGGAGUGAUGAAGACUCUGAAGGCAGUUAGGAGGAUGAAGACCAUCGAAAAUGGAGAUUUUUCAAAUUCUGAAAGUAACAGUGAUGGUGAGGAAUUGACUCUUGAUGCCAUACAGGAAGCUUAUAAGACCAUGUUCAGCAAAUGGGUUAAAAUGUGUGAAAUAAAUAAGUCUCUACGGAAGCGCGCCAAUGAGCUUGUCAAAGAGAAUGAUGUGUUGAAGAGAGCUGCUGAUAAUUAUGAAUUCCUUGCUACAGAGAGAGAAAAGAAGUUGAAGGAAACAAGGGCUGAACUAGAGAGCACUCAGAAAAAUUUGAACAUGAUGACUUCUGGUACAAAUAAACUAGAACAUAUUCUUUUAUUGGGAAGAUCAAGUGGUGAUUGGCAAGGCCUUGGAUACACUGGUGAAAGCUCAACAUCCAAGAAAGUGUUUAUGAAGGAGACACCCACUCCUGAACCUCAGACUACCCUCAGUAAGAAGGUUAUUAUCUUACCUCCUCGACGUAAAAGAUUUGUCCCCAUAUGUCAUUAUUGCAGUUUAGCUGGUCAUAUAAGACCAAGAUGCUACAAGUAUUUGAAUGCUUUGAAGAGAGGGUUUUCUCCUUCUGUGUCAAGGAAGAAGAAGCUAAAAUGGAGCAAACUCUACUCAUUUUCAUGCAUGAAACCAUGCGGCGCCAUGGUCAACGAGGACUUGAGCUCGGUAGUCUUCGGCCAACCGGGGUUUUCUCGGCUGGUUUUCUGCAAUGAACCUCACAUGCACAAGGCAAAGCCUUACAAGUAUGCAAAGAACUAUGUCUCAACGGCUAAGUACAGUGUGGUGAGUUUUCUUCCCAAGGCACUUUUUGAGCAGUUCCGGAGAGUAGCAAAUCUCUACUUUCUCUUGGCCGCACUGCUUUCGUUCUCGCCUAUUACUGCGUUUGAUUCGGUGAGCUUGAUUGCUCCAUUGGUGUUUGUUGUUGGGAUUAGUAUGCUUAAAGAGGCUGUGGAGGAUUGGCACAGGUUUUUGCAGGAUUUGAACGUAAACUCAAGACUUGUACAAGUUCAUAUAGGAGGAGGUAUAUUUGUGAGCAAAGCAUGGAAAGAAGUCUGUGUCGGAGACGUUGUUAAAGUUACCAAAGAUGAAUAUUUCCCUUGUGACAUUCUCUUGCUAUCUUCCAGCUAUGAAGAUGGCAUUUGUUACAUAGAGACCAUGAAUCUUGAUGGAGAAACAAAUCUCAAAGUAAAAAGAUGCUUAGAAGAAACACUCAACUUGGACAAAGAUGAAGAAAUCGGUGAUUUCAAAGCCAUAAUUCGUUGCGAGGAUCCUAAUCCGCAACUCUACACUUUUGUUGGGAAUUUGGAGUUGAGGAAUAAGUCAUUUCCCUUGUGUCCUGUUCAACUUCUCCUAAGAGAUUCGAAGCUUCGAAACACGGAAUACAUUUAUGGGGUUGUCAUCUUUACUGGGAAAGACGCCAAAGCAGUCAGGAAUUCCACUAUGGUACCAUCUAAGAGAAGCCGAAUUGAAAGAAAGAUGGAUCAUGUCAUUUAUCUUCUCUUUUCAAUGCUGGUUUUGAUUUCAUUACUCACAGCAACCGGAUUCUCUGUUUUUCUUAAGACAAGGAUGGUUAAUGGGUGGUACCUUCGUUUGGAGGAUGAUAAUAAUGAUGAUAAUGAUGAUUUACUCUUCAAUCCAUCAAGUGUACUGGUAUCUGGUUUACUCCAAUUCUUGAGGGCAAUUAUUUUGUAUGGCUAUUUGAUCCCCAUUUCUCUUUAUGUGUCGAUUGAAGUCGUCAAAGUUUUACAAGCCCUGCUAAUCAACAAGGACACACAGAUGUAUGAUGACGUUUCGUGCAAGUCGGUCAGAGCUCGAACAUCGAAUUUGAACGAAGAACUCGGUCAGGUGGAAAUGAUCCUUUCGGAUAAGACAGGGACUUUGACAUGUAACCAGAUGGAGUUCAGGAAAUGCUCAAUUGCUGGGAUCUCAUAUGGGGGUGAUAUUAAUAAAGUUGAUCUUGAAGCAUCCAAGAUAAUGAAUAUUGUUGACAUUGAGGCAUUUCAAUUUUGCACGGAUGAUUUGGACACAAGAAGCCAGAGUCUUCAAGGAUUUGAGUCGUCAAUGGCUGAUAUUGGCACCCAAAUGGCAGUUCUAGGUACCAAAAAGGGUGUGCAGAAUCCGAGCAGCAACGAAAACUCAGAAAUUUCUUCUGCGUGUAAAUUAGUAUCUAACAUCAAGGGUUUCAACUUUUGGGAUGAUAGAAUUAUGAACAAAAAGUGGAUCCAUGCUUCCAACUUGUUCGAUGUAACAAUGUUCUUUAGAGUCAUGGCUCUUUGUCACACAGGCAUACCCGUUGAGGAUGACAAAGUUGACAUGCUCAAGUAUGAGGCGGAGUCACCUGAAGAAGUUGCUUUCCUUAUUGCUGCGCAGGAAUUCGGGCUCCAAUUUUACGGAAGAACUCAAUCCACAAUGUUUCUGAAGGAGGUGGAUCCUUACUCUGGAAAGGUGGUGAAGAGGCAAUACAAGCUCCUAAAUUUGUUAGAGUUCUGUAGCUCCAGGAAGAGAAUGUCGGUUAUAGUAUGCAAUGAAGAUGGUCAAAUCUUUCUCCUAUGCAAAGGUGCAGAUAGCAUUAUCUUUAAUAGGCUAGCAGAUAAUGGUAGGACAUAUCAAGAAGCAACAACCAGACACCUUUCAAGUUAUGCCGAGGAUGGCCUCCGCACUUUAGCGUUUGCUUAUCGCUUACUCGAUGAUUCUGAGUAUAAAAGUUGGAACAAAAUAUUUACGCAAGCAAAGACAACAAUCGGUCCUGAAAGAGAAGAGCUACUAGAAAAAGCAUCUGAAAUGAUUGAGAAGGAUUUAAUUUUAUUAGGGGUAGUUGCUGUUGAAGACAAGUUACAAAAAGGGGUUCCAGAAUGUAUAGAUAAACUAGCUCAGGCAGGGAUGAAAAUAUGGUUACUAACUGGGGACAAGAAAGAAACCGCGAUAAAUAUUGGGUAUGCUUGCAGCUUACUUAGGCAGGACAUGAAACAACUCCAUCUCAGUUUAGGCAAGGAAGCCGAAACAUAUGAUCAGCUGAAGGUAAUGAAAGAAGACAUUAUAAACCAACUUGAUGGUUUCUACAGAAUCAUGUCUAAAGAAAGCAACCAACAUUCACCCUUGGCUUUGGUGGUUGAUGGAAAAGCCCUUGAAAUUGCCUUGAGAUGUGAUGUGAAGGAUCAUUUCUUGCCUCUGGCUGUUAAGUGUGCCUCUGUCAUAUGCUGCCGGGUUUCUCCGAAACAAAAGGCUUUGAUCACUCGAUUGGUAAAGGAAUUUACUGGUAAGACAAUCCUAGCAAUCGGGGAUGGAGCGAAUGAUGCGGUCAUGGCUAGCGACUUCUCAUUACCCCAGUUCCGAUUUUUAGGGAGAUUACUCAUAGUUCAUGGACAUUGGUGUUACAAGAGAAUUUCCAAGAUGAUUCUGUACUUUGUGUACAAGAACAUUGCAUUUGGCCUCACUCUCUUCUACUAUGAAUUGUACACAAGUUUCUCUGGGGAGGUCUUAUAUGAUGACUGGUACAUGACACUUUUCAAUGUAAUCUUGACUUCCUUACCAGUUAUAUCAUUGGGAGUCCUUGAGCAAGAUGUUUCAUCAGAAGUUUGCCUCCAGUUUCCAGCUCUUUAUCAACAAGGACAAAGAAACACACAUUUUACUUGGAGCCGAAUCAUCGGUUGGAUACUGAACGGCGUGGUUUCUUCUCUCGUAAUCUUUCUCUCAAACAUCUACAUCCUCUCUCCAAACUCCUUCCGAAAGGACGGAGCUGUCGCGGACCUCACGCACCUAGGUGCCAUGACAUACACCUGCAUAAUAUGGACAGUAAACUGCCAAAUCUCACUCAUCAUUAACCACUUCACUUGGAUCCAACACCUAUUCAUAUGGGGCAGCAUUUUCCUUUGGUACAUCUUCUUGUUUGUCUAUGGCGCAUUGUCUCCUGCUUAUUCAGAAGGAGGAUUCCACCUGUUGGUGGAGUCUCUAGGCACUUCACCAAUGUAUUGGACGGUCACAUUCCUUGCUAUGGUUGUCUCUCUUCUUCCUUACUUCAUCCAUAUCGCCAUCCAAAGGUUGUUCUUUCCCAUGGAUGAUCAUGUGAUCCAAGAGAUCAAGUACUGUGGGAAGGACGUUGAUGAUGAUAAAAUGUGGCAGAGAGAGCAGAACAACUCGAAGAAGACGGCCCAGAUCGGGUUUUCCGCGAGAGUUGAAGCUAGACUGAGGGAUCUGAAAGGGAACUUGCAACACAAGAAAGAACCGUAUCUCUUCUCUCUUCCGUCGCCGCUAAUCUUGUCCGCAGCGCCGACGAUAUCUCCUCUGCAGCAUCGACGCAAGAUCCCCGUCUCCCUCAAGCCUCCGCGGUCGCAGAGGAAAGCAGCCACCCUACCUUCCUAG
Molecule: messenger RNA, 4398 nt
Organism: Morus notabilis
Lineage: Eukaryota; Viridiplantae; Streptophyta; Magnoliopsida; Rosales; Moraceae
Product: probable phospholipid-transporting ATPase 5
Exons: 14
Coding region: 1-4398 (1465 amino acids)
Biological process (GO): phospholipid translocation
Cellular component (GO): plasma membrane
Molecular function (GO): magnesium ion binding; ATPase-coupled intramembrane lipid carrier activity; ATP binding
Source: RefSeq, a predicted model, not a curated record